AUGGAACAACAGGGAGCUAAUAUACCACCGUCUAAAAUUUACGGCGACAAAUACACCGACCAGGUGGUGCUUGUGACCGGAUCAGCGCAUGGGAUAGGACACGCUACUGCGGCCCUCUUUGCCAACCAGGGAGCGAAUGUGGUGCUUGGCGACCUGGAUGAGCAACAGCUCAAAAAGGUCGAGACAGACUUCAUCUCUGAAGGCAAGAAUGUGACCUAUCGGGUCGCCAAUCUGGCGUUGGAAGAACAAGUCAGCUCCAUGAUCGGCGAAGUGGUCUCCUCACUGGGCGGAAUCCAUGUCCUCGUGCACAUCGCUGGCAUCUACCCGUUUUGCCCCCUCCUGGAGCAAUCGACGCAAGAGUACAAAAAGGUCAUGAUGGUCAACAUGGACAGCUGCUUCUAUCUGACACGCGCGGUGCUUCCACACAUGCAGAAAGCAGGCUAUGGGCGGAUCGUCAACAUAGCCUCUGGCACCGUUUCGCACCCGGAACCUGGCCUGGCGGCCUACGCGGCAUCCAAGAGUGCCCUUGUUGCCUUUACACGGGCCACCGCUGCCGAGGCCGGUCCGGGGGUGACGGCCAAUGUCGUGUCUCCAGGCCUCGUCAUGACAGAGACCACCUGGAGCUCUCCUCACGCGAAACCCAUAUUUGACAAGGCCAUGGAAAAGCAAUGCGUGAAGCGGUACGGUCAGCCGAAAGAUAUCGCCCACAUGAUCAGCUUCAUCGCGAGUCCAGAGGCCGAAUUCGUCACGGGCCAGCUCUUCCAUGUCAGUGGAGGCAUGAUUUUCAAUUGA
Fonsecaea nubica is the source of this 792-nucleotide messenger RNA. RefSeq lists its product as hypothetical. The transcript has a single exon. The record is from RefSeq and is a predicted model, not a curated record. Gene Ontology annotation, molecular function: oxidoreductase activity. NCBI's taxonomy places the organism in Eukaryota, Fungi, Ascomycota, Eurotiomycetes, Chaetothyriales, Herpotrichiellaceae. Bases 1 to 792 code for a protein of 263 amino acids.